AUGGCUCGCUCCUCCGUGGUUCAAGAAUACGCGCCGCCUUCCGCGCCGACCCUCACCAUCGACCACAAGGCGGCCGCCGAGCUUCAGAACUUACAAAUAGCUCGUCCUAAGGGCUACCGAGUAUCAUGGCAUGCCAAUCCAGCCGUCGAGCCCCACCAUUUUGGCUCGUCACAUCCCAUGAAGCCAUGGCGCCUCACGCUCACAAAACAACUCGUCAUGGCGUACGGCAUGCACCACGCCAUGGACCUGUAUCUGGCGCGCGCAGCCACUUAUGAGGAAUUGGCCGAUUUCCACGACACCGACUACCUAGAUUUCCUGCAACAGAUCAUGCCGGACAACAUAGACAAGCCCGAGCAAGCGGAUAACGUCGCGCGCUUCAAUUUCGGCGACGACUGCCCCGUCUUCGACGGCCUGUACAGCUACUGCUCGCUAUACGCCGGCGGAUCCGUCGACGCCGCGCGCAAGCUCUGCAACAACCAAGCUGAGAUCGCAAUCAACUGGUCUGGCGGCCUGCACCACGCCAAAAAGGCCGAAGCCAGCGGCUUCUGCUACGUCAACGACAUCGUCCUCGGCACUCUGCAGCUCCUCCGCCACCACCCACGCGUCAUCUACAUCGACAUCGACGUGCACCACGGCGACGGCGUCGAGCAAGCUUUCUGGUCAACCGACCGCGUACUAACCGUCUCGUUCCACAAAUACGACAGAGACAACUUCUUCCCGGGCACCGGUGCACGCGAAGACACAGGUCCCGCACACCCACUCAACCCAGGCGCCCACCACGCCAUCAACGUCCCUCUCAACGACGGCAUCGACGACACCUCCUACAUCGCCCUGUUCAAGGAAGUCAUCGGCGCAUGUAUCAAAACCUACCAACCCGGCGCCAUCGUCCUGCAAUGCGGCGCUGACAGUCUAGGCUGCGACCGACUGGGCUGCUUCAACCUGAACGUGACCGCGCACGGCGCCUGCGUCGCCUACGCCAAGACCUUCCACCUGCCCAUGCUCGUCGUCGGUGGCGGUGGUUACACGCCGCGCAAUGUCUCCCGUGCCUGGGCGCACGAGACCUCCAUUCUCCUCGAAGCAGACAAGCUCAUCAACCCCACUAUCCCAGACACCGUUGCCUUCCGCAAUCACUUCGGUCCCGAUUACUCGCUCUUCCCGCCUCUGUCAGAGAUGCGCAAGCUAGAUAACAAGAACACCCGUGCAUACCUCGAGGGCCUUGUCGAGGCUGUCCACGAGCAACUGAGAUACAUCAAGGGCGCGCCCAGUGUCCAGAUGAGCUUCAUUCCCCCGGAUAUCCUCGGUUUGCGCGAGGACACCGAAAAGGAAAUCGAAGAACAGACGCUUCUGCAUGAGGAGCAGAGGGAGGAAUACGAGGGUGGUGGAUCGCUGGCUGCUGCUGCUGCCGCGGUAGCCGGCUCUGGCUUGGCUUAUACCGGCUCUGCCGGUGCCAUCCCGCGAUCUAACCGGCGACGGGAUCUGGAGCGUGGGGCUGGAUCCAGGGGAGAGCUGUAUUCAUGA
Penicillium paradoxum is the source of this 1518-nucleotide messenger RNA. RefSeq names its product histone deacetylase HOS2 (gene hosA). The transcript has a single exon. Bases 1 to 1518 code for a protein of 505 amino acids. Lineage: Eukaryota; Fungi; Ascomycota; Eurotiomycetes; Eurotiales; Aspergillaceae. The record is from RefSeq and is a predicted model, not a curated record. Gene Ontology annotation, molecular function: histone deacetylase activity.